CACAGCGCAGGCAGGAAAGUUUUGCUGGAUACGACUGGUGACCUCAAGUUUUGUCAUGUGGACGCCCAGAACAAACAUGUGGAGCACAGACUUCAGAUAACAAGGACUGUCGUGCAGUUGCGUGGAUGUUUUGAAGAGUUUUCUUGUUCUUGGGGUGAAAGUAACGCUUAACGGGACUGUUGCUUCGCUGCUGCACGCUGUUUGUUUCAAUGGACUGCCGUAGGUCUUAUCACUCUGUAAGUUGGUCAAAAAACUCCUUGCAUGCUCGGAGACAAGUGUUUAACACGAGUAUGACCUAACUUGUUGACGUUUUGCUAUGUAGCCUAGCCUCGGGUGUUUAAAAACAAUGAACUUUCCCUGUGAUCAGAAGCUGGCACCCUUAUCUCGCAAACACCGGCUCAUGGCUGCAGCAAUGCCCGGUGAGGACAGCGCAUUGCCCCGUAGCGCUUCCAGGGCUGAUCGGAACGGAUUGGAGGGUCUUGUUCACUGUUUUAUAUGUGGGAGCGGGGUCACACCUGGGAAGGAAUUAACGCUACAAGUGACAUAUCAGAAAGAGAGGUUGCCAUUUUUCCCGUUUCUCCAAAACCAAGAGCCAGCCCCGGGUGCGUGUGAACUGAGCCCGGAUGGCUGUGCGCUGGUGUGCGCCGUGUGCCACUGCUUUCUGAGGGAGCAGUGGAACUCCUUCGAGCGGAGCCGGACGCCCUUUGAGAAGCGCAUGUACUGGCUAAAACGACCCUACCAGUGUGACUCCAGGCGGGUCCCACAGGAGUGGAACAUCUCCUAUGAUUUGGAGAGGAGAAUCAGCGUGGGCAGCCAAAACUACGACGGGGGCGCAGAAUCUGAUUUCUCAUCUUUUUCUGAAAACGAGAACAUUUCAGAUCAAGAGAUGGAUCUGGUGGACAUAAUGGGCAAGGACAAGUGUCAGAGAGUGCCUGGCAAAUCCCUAAGAGACAGUAGCAGGAAAAACAAUGUCAUCAGUGUUAAAAACAGCCCAGAUUCACAGAGGGCAGUGCGCUGUGUAGUGGGUAUUUAUGACGCGCAGGACUUGCCUAAAGCUGAGAGUGUGCAGCCGGCAGGGCGCGGGGCUAAAUUUUUAAAUAAUGUUUGUCAGUCAUCUGAGUCUCUGCUGAAGUCCCAGGAGAGGCUCCCUCAGCGGUGCUAUGGCAAUCCUCUAACUGACACACCUGUGCAAGACAACGGGGUCAUUAUGCGCAACAGGCGCUGGCUGGAUGAGGAGAGUGUCAGACAUGUGGAGAAAUGUCAGAUACAGCGUGGUACCGACAGCAGCUGCGCUUCAUCCAGACAUCCAUCUCUGCUGCACCAAGGGAGAGCUGAGAACAACUCCAGCGCUGCGCUGUGUCCUGUCAUCCCAAAAUGCAACUUAGCUGUUGCGAGGGAAAACAACUCUGACAACUCAGAGCAAGACGAGAUAAACAUUACAAGUGAUGAUGAGCGGGACAUUCGUGGUCCCAAAGCAGGACCAACGACUCAGCAAAGACCAGUCAGAGAUCUUUCUGCCAGGGGAAGCUCCAAUCAGUCUCCAAACUUUUCUCCAGAGGAGGGGGUUUGUUAUAUAUGUGGUACUGGGCUCAGACAUAGUGCAAAUUUCAAAAUCAGUGUUCAAAAACAGGAGAGGGCACAGGGAGAGCCCUUCUUUCCAUUCCUUUGGCUUCACUCAGCUCCCCGAGGUGCAGUGCCCAUUAGCCACUUGGGUACAACCAUUGUUUGUGACAGCUGUCACACAUCUCUCAUGCAGCAGUGGGAGAGCUUUCAGCUGGCUGAUGUGCCUGUCCUCCAGCGCUUGUAUGUAGUACCCCUGAAUCAAACCUGUGGUUCUCUCCAUCCAUCCCAACACAACACACUAGACAAAAAAUCCCAAAGUUCCCUGAAGGUCACACCUGAACCUCGACCCUCUCAUGAAGCAUGUUUUCUCUGUGGCCUGGAGGGUAGAGAAGAUUUGAGGGUAGUGUAUGCACAAGCUGGUGUAGGGAAAUCCCGUGCUGUGAUGUAUUUUCCAUUCAUCAGCUUGUUGCCCUGCCCACCUAAUGCUCGAGGGGUGAGGAAUGGCCGUGUAUACUGCUGCCCACAAUGCCACUCUAUCCUGCAAGAUAUCUGGAGCGCAUACCGACUCAGCCUCAGUGAAGACCUCAUCACAUCUGUCAGCUCUUUUCUUGUUCGGUACCAUUUCUCCUUGUCAGCUGAUGGGCCUGGACAGGUCCACUCUCAGGUGGGGGUUGCCUCUCGCCAUGGCAGCUCUGGAUCAGCGUGUUACCUGUGUGGAGCUGAACUAAGUGCAGGUGCAGAGUACCAGCUCCAUGUCAACCCACCCAGUCGUUUUGGGGAGAGGGAGCCUUUCUUCCCAUUUCUCACAGUUUACCCACCUGCACCAGGUGCUAAACCGAUCGAUGCCACAGGUCUUGUGUCGGCCUGUAAACUUUGCUACCACGAUUUGCACUCUCAGUGGACACAACAUGAGAGCAAGGACCUGGAUUCCUCCAGCCCUGCUACCUCUAGCUUACCUGGUGCUAACCUUCAGCCACCAAGCUCCCAGUGGGCCCGUCAGUACAGCUGUGAGGCCUUUGUGUGCUUCUUCUGCAGGCAGGAGCAGCGCAGGCAAGGUAGGCUGUGUGCUGUCAGUGUGGCCCGGCUACCUGUGUUCUUGUACGCACCUCGCAGUCCUCGUAUGCUUCUGGUGGAUGAUGGCAAGAGGCUGGUGAUAGGCUCGUGUGUGAAUUGCAAAGCAGUGGUGCAGGUGGGACAGAGCAUGCAGCAGGAUGGAGCAAUGCUGGGACGUGGAACCUCAGCUGGUGAAAGGAGGAACCCUGAACUGGGUUCCCCAAAGCUUACGCACAAGGUGAUGAGUUACAAAGCUGAAGAGUGUGUGGGUCCUUGUGGAGGACACCUUGUGGGCAAUCAGAGAUGGGUGAUGUGCAAUUGAAGAGUUGAGGGCCCAGCCAGCUGCUCCAAUGAACAGAUCUCUCAUGCAAACAAACACCUUCUGUCCGGCUACACUGGACAUGUGAAGAACAUCUGUGGAUGCCAUUCACACUGAGCAGCCUCUGCCAUCACCGACUCACACUCUGCUGUGGAGCUGUCCACCUAAUUUUCCCUCAGCUCUUUAAAAAAGCGUUGGACUAACUGUCACUUUUAUUAUCUCCCAAAUUAAGCCUUUUAUUAUCAAUCAUACCUUGCACAUAUAUUUGUUUUGCUAUGAUCAGGGGACUAGUUAUUCAUUCUGCCAAGAUUAGUAAAUCAUAAUAGUAGCGGCGUCGGGUGGGGGGAGUUUUAAGUGAUCGCUCAGGACAUUUUUGGCCUGAGUAAGCAAGUGACCUCAUAGCUGAAAAAGGAGCUAGUGGUGUUGGGAAGAGGUGCUGCAAAAUAGCCGCAGGGCAACAGGUGCCUUGUACUUCAGUGACAUGCUUAAAGCUGGAGAAGGUCUGUCAUCGCUGGGUUUUGAGCUGUCAGUAGGAAGUUUCCAUCUGUUUCCCUUUAGUGCCCUGUGUGCUCACAUCCAGUGUUCGAUUUAGUUCUGUUGAGUUCAAGUUGAAAGCUGUACAGCAAAAUAUCAAACUGCUGCAGAUUUAUAUUUUAACAAUAGAUUCGUUCAUAAAAAUUAGUUUAUGAUUAACAUAUAUGAGUGUAGAAGAUAAUGAAGAUGGAAACAUUUUUAAUUAAGGCUUAUUGUAAGGCUAUUGUUGAGUAUACAAUCUAAAUGAGAGUUUUUAAUACAGUGGAUUAUACUGUCUCCGUGUUUCAUGAAUGCUAAUAUGCAAUACAAAGAAUAGCACCGAACAGCCUUGGAAAGUAACAGCUACAGCCAUAAGUGAGGGCAGGUUAUCAUGUGUUUACUUGCUCUGUCUAGUUCAAAAACAUAGCUGUAUUCAUUCCACAUUCAGCUGAAAAAGAUCUUUGAGUUUAUAACAAUCAUGUGAGUGAACACAUUUCUUUUCAAAUGUUUAAAGGUAAAAACAACAACAAUAAGCAUACAAAAACUGCCAAAAAUAGUUAUUGUAAGUGUUCAGUAAUGAGACCAAAAUAUAAGUUCUAUCUUCUAAUAGUAAAAUAAAUACUUGAGGUAUAAAUGUGUUAAGGCAAUAAUUAGUCAAAACAUAAUCUAAUAUAGUACUAUCUAUGUUGGCAUUAAAGUAAAACGCCAUUAAAAUCAGCUUCUGUUUUCUUUAGAUGUUCUUCCAUAAUCCUGCACAGAAAUGACUCAAUAACAGACCAUAAUCACUCUGUUUACAUCAGUAAUAUUCUAGUCGGGUUGCAAGCUUUUUGGUGUUUUUAUACAAUUACUAGCUUUAAUUUUAUCUUUAAAUUUGACAUUUAAUUUGUUAUUCAUAACUUUGAUAGCGGUGGCUACAAAUGUCUUUAUCUCUUCAUAACAAUGUUUCCACUCUUGUUUAGGUUCUCACUCUUUUUAUGCAGACAAUGGCUUGUGUGAUCAAGGUUUCCAACUACUAUGACACUGUUAAUUACUAGUGCCUAGUGAUUCUUUUGUGACCUAAUAUAUUCUUUCUGUCCCUUGUUCUGUGGCCAUUUGGAGAUACUUGCUUACAUUUUUCUUUUCUUAAGCAGAUGGAACUGACCGGCUAAACGAUCAUUUAGUGGUUCAAAGAUUGGGGUCUUUUUGCAUGUCCUUGAGGGGUGUUGAGGAAACAUGUUCUUCCUGUGCAUACACGGGCUCUCUCCAAGUAUUCUAGCCCCUCUCAAAGUCGAAACAUUUAAAUGUUUGGUUUAAUUGGCCACUCUAAAUUUUCAUUAGGUCUGAGUGUGUGUUGCAUCGUUGUCAGUUUUGUGUGUGUCCUCUGUGUUGCCUUGUAAUGGACUGGCAACUUGUCCAGGGUGUACCUCUUGCCCAAUGGCUGUAUGAAAAUAGUAUAUUCAUCCUGUAGGGCAUUAUUGCAGCAGAUGUCCACACCUAACAUGAGAUGUGUGUCAGGUGUCAAGAUAGUGCCCAAGAUGUUAAAGGUCAGAGAGUGUGAGAGUGGUGGAAAUAUCACAAUGGCACAUGAGAAAGAGAGCAUUGAAGAAACUUUUAUUUACCUUCAGAUAACAAUAAAAACGAUUUACUUGCACUUUUACAUACUUUAUCAGAGAAAUGUAAAGCUAUUGUAAUGAUUUGCAAAAACAUAUAUAUAGAGUACUUCUAUUUCACAGUGCUUUUCCUUUUAGGAUUUAAAACAGAGUGAAGAGCAGGAGGUUUGUAAAUGAUACUUGUAAACGAACCUGCGGAGAAUUUUGUUGUGGCAUGACAAAUCCCUUUCAAUGUACUUUCUGACACAUUAUGCACCUCAAGAUAUGUGCUAACAACGUAUAAAACAGCGAUGGUAAUCUGAGUUUCAGACUGGAGUCUGAUAAACAAUCUUUAUCAUUUAUUAUUCAUCGAUGUUUGUGUGCUGCUGACUGUUAGUUGUUUAAAACAACCUGUUCCUUCCCAGCUGUGUCAUUACAAAACACCACUUGAUUUUUAAAAUAAAGAACUUCCUGUUUUG
Messenger RNA from Girardinichthys multiradiatus, 5495 nucleotides. RefSeq lists its product as uncharacterized. The record is from RefSeq and is a predicted model, not a curated record. NCBI's taxonomy places the organism in Eukaryota, Metazoa, Chordata, Actinopteri, Cyprinodontiformes, Goodeidae. Bases 347 to 2938 code for a protein of 863 amino acids. The transcript is spliced from 2 exons.